CUUGUUCAUCCAACGGUGGAGAUUGCAUGCUUUGUUCCUUUAAAUAAGUGCAUUCUGGGGAGGAGACUGUUCACGCCAAAAACCUCUCUCAGAGCUUCAGUCAUUCUCUCUCAGUUCUUCUCUCUCAGAUCUUCAGAUCUUCUCCUCAGUCCUUCCCUCUCAGAUCUUCAGUCUUCUUCUCUCAGAUCUUCAGAUCUCCCUCUGAUCUUCAGUUCUUCUUUUCUCAAAUCUUCAGAUCUCCCUCUCUAAUCUUCAGUAAUGGAACCACAAACCCAGCAACCAACUGAGGAUGGAGGAAACAACAAAGCAGUCGAGAGCAGUGCUAACAUGCAUUGCAGGCGGAGCAGUACCAGGUGGGCUCCUACUACAGAUCAGAUAAGAAUCCUCAAGGAGUUUUAUGAUAAUGGAGGUAAGAACCCAACUCCAGAGCAGAUUCAGAGGAUCACUCUCCAGCUGAAACGGUACGGACAGGUUGAGAACAAGAACGUCUUUUAUUGGUUCCAGAACCACAAGUCUCGGGAGAGGCAGAAGAAGAAGUUAACUUCAGAUGUUCAUGUGCCCAUGCAAAGAUCUGGGCUUGUUGGUGGAUCCAUUAAUCUCAAUUUUGGGUCAAUUAGCUCUACUGGUGUUGAUGGAUCCAUUAAUCUCAAUUUUGGGUCAACUUGUUCUGCUGGUGUUGGUGGAUCCAUCAUGGAACAACGAGGAGAAGAUCACCAGGAGAUUGAAACCCUUCCACUGUUCCCCAUGCAUGGUGAGGACAUCUUUGGCAACAUGAAGACUACUUCCGAAGGUGGUAGCGGCUAUGGCGGUGGCUCUCGCAUUUCCCUUGAGCUCAGCCUCAACUCCUACGGAGAUGCAGACAUGGCUUAGUAUAGAGUUUUAUUAUUAUUAUUAUUAUUAUUGUUUUUUUUUUUUUGUAAAUAGCUGAAUUUAAUAAGACUGAAUGAAUGCAGUUUUUUUUUUUUUUAAUAUAUAGGACUCAAAAAUAAAAGACAAAUAUAUAUAUAGGACUCAAAAUGAAAGACAAAAAUAUUUAUAGGACUCAAAAUGAAAGACAAAUAUAUAUAUAGGACUCAAAAUGAAAGACAAAUAUAUAAAUAUCUUCCCCCACACUUAAAUAUUGCAUUAUCUUCAAUGUAAUCAAUUAAAAGCAUGCAAUGAAAUAAGUAAGCAUAGAUAGAAGACAUUUACGAAAACAAAUCCUAAAAUAAAAACAAUAGAGAAAAAUUGAAAAAUAAAAAGAAACAGGGAAAGAGAAAGCAAAUCUGAUUAUAUUCUGAAUUGGGUUGCCUCCCAAGUAGCGCUUGUAUUUUACGUCUUGCAGCCAGACGGUACCUACAUUAAAUAAAGUUAGUAACUAUAAUUAACAAAGAAAUACAAAAUAAAAACAAGUAUA
Molecule: messenger RNA, 1396 nt
Organism: Rosa rugosa (rugosa rose)
Lineage: Eukaryota; Viridiplantae; Streptophyta; Magnoliopsida; Rosales; Rosaceae
Product: protein WUSCHEL-like
Exons: 1
Coding region: 259-870 (203 amino acids)
Biological process (GO): plant organ development
Molecular function (GO): DNA binding; DNA-binding transcription factor activity
Source: RefSeq, a predicted model, not a curated record